AUGGACGCUGUGGAAGAAGCUGAGCUCUGCUUCCCCCUCGCCAACGACUCCUGCACCAAGACGAGGCGUCCUCGGCUGGAGGCCACGUCCGUCUACGUCCUGCUGUCCGUCAUCUCUCUGCUCACCGUGACACUCAACCUGCUGGUCAUCGUCUCCAUCUCACACUUCAGGCAGCUUCACGGCACCACCAACCUCCUCCUCCUGUCCCUGGCCGUCUCAGACCUCCUGGUGGGCCUCCUGCUGAUGCCGGUGGAGAUCCUCCUCUACGGACACUGCUGGAUUCUGGGGGACUUUGCGUGCGCUGCAAACUUCUUCCUGGGCUUCCUGCUCGUCAGCGCCUCGGUGGGGAACAUGAUGCUCAUCUCGGUGGACCGCUACAUGGCCAUAUGCGACGCCAUGUUUUACUCCACCAGGGUCAGCGUGAGAAGGGUUCAGCUGAGCGUGUGCCUCAACUGGAUGUUCUCCGCCGUCCACAGCAGCUGGCUGCUGAGGGACAAGCUCUCAAAGCCGGGCAGGUUUAACUCCUGCCACGGAGAGUGCGUGAUUACGGUUAAUUACGCUGACGGACUUGUCGACCUCUUUGUGACCUUUUUUGGGCCCGUUUCGGUCAUCGUGGUUCUGUACACGAGGGUGUUUGUGGUGGCGGUGUCUCAGGCCCAGGCGGUUCGGUCCCAGGUGAAGCAUUCAGGGGCGGCGAUGGCCAAGAAGUCGGAGCUGAAGGCGGCGAGGACGCUGGGCGUGGUGGUGGUGGUGUUCCUGCUGUGCUCGUGUCCUUACUACUACUUCAGCGUGGUGGCGGAGGACGCCCUGGUGGCGCCGGAAACCGCCGCCGCUCAGGUUUGGCUGCUGUAUCUGAACUCGUGUCUGAACCCGCUGAUUUACACCUUCUUCUACCCCUGGUUCAGGAAAUCUGUGCGGCUCAUUGUCACGCUGAAGAUCCUGCAGCCGGACUCGUGCGAGGCCAAGAUGCUGUAG
Messenger RNA from Stegastes partitus (bicolor damselfish), 975 nucleotides. Its product is annotated as trace amine-associated receptor 13c-like. Gene Ontology annotation, molecular function: trace-amine receptor activity. NCBI's taxonomy places the organism in Eukaryota, Metazoa, Chordata, Actinopteri, Pomacentridae. The coding region runs from base 1 to 975 and encodes 324 amino acids. Gene Ontology annotation, cellular component: membrane. The record is from RefSeq and is a predicted model, not a curated record. Gene Ontology annotation, biological process: G protein-coupled receptor signaling pathway. The transcript is spliced from 2 exons.